AUGAUGCUGAAGAAGCUCCUUUUCUUUCUUGGCUUCUUACAGGCUGUAAUAGGUCAGCAGCGCCGUAUCUUUGUUGACACCGUCAGCUGCUCCAACCGAAGAACCUUUGUUGCAAUCGAGGAGUCGUACCAUUCUGCCAUCAGAAGGGCAGGGCUGGCCAUCGAAGCAUUGCGACCAUGGGCAGAGGGGGGUGCCCCCAUCAACACUUUCGACGGCCGCAUCAGGAACGUCUUCGACCUGCUGUUCGGGGCGCAGAACACACGAGGAAACUUACUCUUGGUUUUUAGUCACCUGGACAGACUCCCUGGGAUCCAGUAUAUGGGCGGCGACUCGACAUCAAGGACCAUGCAUGACAUACCACAUAACCAUCCUAAAGAACCGAAUAUCCACAAUUGGGACACGGUUCAGAAAAGGGAUUUCACCCGCCUGGUGGCAGGGGCUGGGAUGAAGACGCCCCCGAGGUCAUCGCCAUUCAGCCCUUCGAAGCUGUACCUUACAGCCGCCUUGCAUGGCUUUCCUGGUAAUGAUGUUGCCUUUGGCGGCGUCAGAAUUAACCAGGCCUCCGUCAAGGCCGCCGCGAAUCCCAGGAUGCACCGCUGGCUUUUCACCCACUUUGGAGGAUGGUUCGAAAGAUUGAGGGUCACUCAGAUUGAUUUGUUGGAUAGACUUGAGUCGUCCAUGCUUCACGAGCUCACGCACACUACUGCCGGAAGGCUCGCAGAUGACAUCGAGCUGCCCAACUCUUACGGCUGGGAGAACUGCCGGAGACUACAGACGCAUAGGAAUGCUGCCUUGUUCGCCUUGGCUGUCGAGUUGAUCAACCAGUACCACUACGACGUGAACGCAGCGGGUGAGCUUACCAAGUUCGAAUGA
Fusarium vanettenii 77-13-4 is the source of this 873-nucleotide messenger RNA. RefSeq lists its product as uncharacterized. The transcript is spliced from 7 exons. The coding region runs from base 1 to 873 and encodes 290 amino acids. The record is from RefSeq and is a predicted model, not a curated record. Lineage: Eukaryota; Fungi; Ascomycota; Sordariomycetes; Hypocreales; Nectriaceae.